AUGAGGCAUAAGAGCUGCUUCACGUUGAUAUUACUAUUGGCAACGACGCCAAUAAGUGAUGCAUUCUAUGUUCCUGGUGUAGCACCUAACGAGUUUAAGAUCGGGGAUGCGAUUGAAGUUAAGGUAGGUGUUUUUUGAUGUUUUGAAAGUAUUUUUGAUGUUUAGGGUAUCAAAUUGACGAGUAUCAAGAGUGUGGUGCCGUAUGAGUACUAUUCGUUGCCAUUCUGCAAACCUGAAGGUCAAGUCUACUACAAGUCUGAGAACCUGGGCGAGGUUAUGAGAGGAGAUCGUAUUGUCAACACACCAUUUGAUGUUUACAUGAAAACAAACACCGAAUGUCAGACAUUGUGCGCAGAUAAAAGCGAGAAAAAGACUUUGACGGUGGAGGAGACAAACUUGUUGAUAAGGAGGAUUCAUGAAGAUUACCAUGUUCAUCUGUAAGUUAAACUUUGACAAUUUUUAAUUAAAAGUGCUUUUAAAUUUGUUAUUGUUUGUUAUUCUUUUAUGUUUUUGCGUAAUUAAACUUGUUUAAAUUCGAUCAAAGGAACUUUUAUCGUUUUUAUUGUGUGCUUAACAUAAUCAACUACAAUUUUUAGGUUAGUAGACAAUUUGCCAUGUGCUACAAGGUACGAGAUUCCAGAGAAGCCUGGAGAAUAUUUCUACGACAAUGGCUACAGAAUCGGAUGGACUGAUGGAAGCAAAACAUACGUAUACAAUCAUUUACAACUGGUCUUGAGGUAUCACGAACCGACUCCAGGAGUUCACAGAGUUGUCGGCUUUGAAGUGAAGCCACGAUCUGUUCAUGAAUCGUCUUAUGAAGUCAAAGGUGACAGAGUAAGUGGGCUUAUUUUGGUUUUUUUUAAAUUUAGUGCAGUUUGCUUUUUAUUUCUUAAGAUUUUACUGUUAUAUUGUCUAUUUUAAAGCGUUUUUGUUUAGAAAUGUGCAUUAAACACCGGUGCAGAGUACCAAGAACUCAAGAAGGAUUCCGAAAACACAGUAGUGUGGAGUUACAGCGUAAAAUGGGAGGAAUCUUCAGUACCAUGGGCUAGUAGAUGGGACACUUUGCUUAAGAGUACUGAUGUUCAGAUCCACUGGUUCUCUAUCUUGAAUUCUUUGGUUGUUGUAGCAUGUUUGGCUGGAUUUUUAAGUGUAAUCAUAAUUAGAACUGUUAGAAAGGAUAUUUCCAAGUAUAACAGAGCUGACGACCUUGAGGAUGCCUUGGAGGAAACCGGCUGGAAGUUGGUGCACGCUGAUGUGUUUAGGCCGCCAAGGUACAACAUGUUGUUGGUCAACUUUGUCGGAACUGGUAUUCAAGUCAUCGGCAUGGUUGUUGUUACAGUUAGUAAGUUGUUUUUGGAUUUCAGCUUGUUUUUUUUUGGACAGUAUAAGCAAUGAGCUUUGGUAGCAAAAUGAAUUUUUUAGAUGCAUGAAUUACCUUAAUUUAAAAAUGUUGUUUUUUUUUGUAAUUAUGGUUUUAUUUUCAGCGUUUGCCAUGCUGGGUAUGUUAUCACCAAGCAGCAGAGGAUCGUUGACUUCUGUAGCUAUCUUCUUGUACUGUUUUAUGGGAUUGGUGGCUGGUUAUCAUUCAGGAAGAUUGUACAAGACUUUCAAAGGAGACAAGCCAAGAAGCUGCGCGUUCAGAGUAAGUUUUGUAUAACAACACACUUUAAUAGUAGAGAAAGUAAUAUUUUGUGAUCGUAUGAAUGUCAUGUUAAAACGAUAUUCUAACUGUUUGCAUUUUUAGACGGCGACAUUGUUCCCAGCUGUCAUUUUGGGUACUGGAUUUGUGAUCAACUUCUUUUUGAUCGGAAAACAUUCUUCUGGAGCUGUAAGUUUAGUUUUUCAACCUUUUUGUAACAAUAUUAAGUUAAACAUGAUUUUAAAUGGCGAUCUUUUCAGAUUCCAUUCACGACGAUGAUUGCCCUCCUCUUCUUGUGGCUAGGUAUCGAUCUUCCUCUCGUCUUUAUCGGAUUCCACUUUGGCUACCGUAAACAACCGUAUGCUCAUCCAGUUCGCACCAAUCAGAUUCCACGCCAAGUACCUGAUCAACCGUGGUAUCUGAAGACUUUACCUUGUGCUUUGAUUGCUGGAGUAUUGCCAUUUGGAGCUGUAUUCAUUGAGCUCUACUUUAUAUUUUCCGCCAUUUGGGAGAACCAAUUCUACUAUCUGUUUGGAUUCUUGUGGCUUGUCGUGGGGAUUCUGUUCGUAUCGUGCACUCAGAUUGCCAUCGUGGUUACCUACUUCCAAUUGUGUGCCGAGAAUUACCAUUGGUGGUGGAAGUCGUUCAGUGUCAGCACUGGAUCUGCUCUCUACGUGUUUGCUUACUCUGUAUAUUACUACUAUACUAAGGUAGGUUUUGGAAGUUAUUUUAUCAUAUUAUUGUAGUUAAAUGCUUGUAAAAUAUGUUUUUAUGUUGUUAAAAUGGUUUAACUAUUAACUUUACAUAUUUCCAGCUCUCAAUCGAAGGCUUUGUCCCAACGUUACUAUACUUUGUGUACAGUUCCUUGAUAUCGAUCACAUUUGCCUUGUUAACUGGUACCGUCGGCUUCUACGCGGCCUACUUCUUCCUCCGUCGUAUUUAUGGUGCCGUCAAGAUCGACUAA
Messenger RNA from Bursaphelenchus okinawaensis, 2603 nucleotides. NCBI's taxonomy places the organism in Eukaryota, Metazoa, Nematoda, Chromadorea, Rhabditida, Aphelenchoididae. The record is from the annotation of a GenBank genome assembly.